GUGGUCUGUUACCGGUAUUUAUUUUGUACAUAUUAUAUGCAUUGAGGAUUGAACUGUCGAUGAGAUGGAAGAAAAGUUUCAUGUACCACUUGUGACUUACAAACACAAUCGACAAAGCCAAUCUACAUGUCACAUUUGUCAACCAAACGCAUGUUUUGUGUAUAAUCAAUCACUGUUGCUGGUUUUUGAAUAUGCUCAUUAGUCACUCUAUCCACCUUGCUACUGUCUUUAAUUUUGUUAUGGUGAAUGGAUGUUAACAGUGUGAUAUCUCGUUUGUCAUGCCAUUGUAAUCCCAUGAUGUCAUUGGCAGUAAACACCUGCACCUCACCAGCAUGAGUGCCUACAUUGAACCUGGGCAUAUGUUUACGAUUAGAACGCACUGUGCCACACACAUCUGUCAUGUUCACUCGCAAGAAAUCGUUGAGCGGUUUAUUGAUGAGGACCACCUGCCACAUUUACUCUUCUAUGGCCCACCAGGAACGGGCAAGACAUCUACCAUACUUGCAUGCGCUCGAAAACUUUAUGCUCCCAAGGAAUUCAGUUCUAUGGUUUUAGAGCUGAAUGCAUCAGAUGACCGUGGUAUUGGUGUUGUGCGUCAACAAAUACUCAGCUUUGCCAGUACACGCACCAUAUUCAAGUCUGGUUUCAAGCUUGUCAUUUUAGAUGAAGCGGAUGCCAUGACUAAUGAUGCUCAGAAUGCAUUAAGGAGAGUUAUUGAAAAGUUCACUGAUAAUGUUCGAUUCUGCCUCAUCUGCAACUACCUCAGUAAAAUCAUCCCAGCCAUUCAGUCACGAUGCACCAGAUUUAGAUUUGGACCUCUUUCAUCUGACCAAAUUCUACCCAGGCUGAACUAUGUCAUUGAACAGGAAAAGGUCGCCGUAACAGAUGAUGGAAGGAAGGCAUUACUAGCACUCUCGGGUGGGGAUAUGAGGAGAGUCUUAAAUAUAUUACAGUCCACAUCAAUGGCUUAUAAAGAAGUGACAGAGGAUAAUGUAUACACUUGUGUGGGUCAUCCUCUUCGUUCAGAUAUUACAAACAUCAUCAACUGGAUGCUAAAUGAACAGCUUGACACUGCCUACAAAUGUAUCCUUUUUUGUUGAUUGAUUUUUAUAAAGUGUUUUGUUGGCCAUCAUUACAACACAUUCAUGGGGAGGAGAGUCAUUACAUUCAUACAGCAGCAUUAAGCCCAUAAGGGUCAUACAGCAUCUAAGGGAGUGGGAGGCAUUCAGGUUUGAUCCAAGGAAGAGGAAAACAGAUCCAAAGAGGGAAGUGUUAAACCCUUAAGGGACAAGAACUUCAUAGGAAUGGGAGGUGAGGUGAUCAGGUUUGAUCGAUGAAGAGGUUGGGUCCAGUCCCAUGGAUCAAGAGUCCCUUGCUGUUGUCAAGAACCACCGUGAGGAGUAUUUGGAGGCCAGAUAUUAGUGGGAUACUUUAGUGGCAUUUAGAAGACUGGAUCAGAUAAUGAAAAGAUGCUUUAAAACAUGUUAAAAAUUGAUUAAUGCCCAAUUGAGUUAGAAUCCUGUAGUCCUCUAAGUUCAAUAUAAAAAAUAGUUAUGGAAUGAAGCAAGUUACAAUUUUUAUUAUACAUUUUAGAUAAACUUCAGCAGCAUAUUAGUUAUUUGCAAUCUCCACAGGUUUAAGCACAGAUUAUUUUGUAAAAACUAGACACAGAUGCAAUAUAAUGCAUUCCUUUAUUGACUACUUUUCACCCACUCACUGAGC
Molecule: messenger RNA, 1722 nt
Organism: Cherax quadricarinatus
Lineage: Eukaryota; Metazoa; Arthropoda; Malacostraca; Decapoda; Parastacidae
Source: RefSeq, a predicted model, not a curated record